Cornus florida is the source of this 1564-nucleotide messenger RNA. RefSeq names its product protein TUNICAMYCIN INDUCED 1-like. Lineage: Eukaryota; Viridiplantae; Streptophyta; Magnoliopsida; Cornales; Cornaceae. Bases 117 to 1400 code for a protein of 427 amino acids. The transcript is spliced from 3 exons. The record is from RefSeq and is a predicted model, not a curated record.
UUCACUGGUACAACCUUCGAUCCCCAACAAGCCCAAUUUUCCAUCCAAAGAAGCAAGAGAUCUCUUUCCCUUUCUCUCUCUAAAUCUUCCGAACUCCAACUCUCUCUCUCUCUACAAUGGCACCUACCAAAUCACUCCGUUUCUCAACAAUAUGUCUCGUCCUUUUAACCAUUCAAUCAUCGUCCAUGGCUCUCAACUCCACGCCACACCGCAAUUAUCGCUAUCCCGAAGCCAUCUCUGAUUUGAAGGACGUGAUUGUCAAGGGAUUAGGGUUUCAAACGGAAGAUUUGGUGAUAUCUGGGUUUGAUUUCAGAGAUGCAUUGGUGGGGCAAUCUGCGGCGUAUGAAUUCGAAGUUCAAUUUGAUAAUAAAGUUCUCCCUGUUAAGCUUUUGGAGGAUGUGAACCGAUGGGAGUUCGUGGAUUUGCCAAUAUUUCGAGUGGAGGACUCGAGCAAGGAGAAUGCUUUAGUGGAGAAGCAUAAAUUGGAAAAGGGUUUGCCGGUUUUGGCUCCUUUUCAGUUGGCGGGUCCGAUGGAACUCUGGAUUCAGGAUGCAAAGGACAUGAGGCUUUCGUUGCCGCAUGAUGUGGAUGCCGGUGUACUGAAGAAAGUAAUCUUAGCAGAUGGAGCUGUUGUUACCGUCAAGGGUGCCAGAUCAGUUAGCCUGCGGCACCCAAUUGAGUUUCCACUUCCCUUAAACCAAACCCACAAUGAUUUUGCAUCAGGUCUACUAAAUCUGGCUGAUAGUCUCCGGCAUUCUUCCCGCACUCAACAAGCCCCUCUCGUCUCCCUCCGCAUUGUUGGCCCUACCUCCCUUGCAUCCCCUUCCUCAUCACGCUCUUCUGAUAACAAACUCAAGCUUAAGCGCCUUGCUCCAGGCCUUGUGGAGCUGUCUUCACCGUCAAAAACCAAAGCUAUUGAAGCAGCUUCUGCCAUUGAUCUCCAAGGAGAAACCUCUGCCCUUCUAACUCCAGAUCAACUCACCACACUAUGGCCUCUUCCUUCAAUCAAUGGCUCAAAUUCUAACUUACUUGGUUUUGAGAAGCUGCUAUCUUCUGUGCUAGGUUCAAAAGCUAAUAAGGAAGGUUCUUUCAAAUUGUUGAAAGCGGAUGUAUCCGCUCAGACGUUUGUGAAGAUAAGUUUUGCAUUGGAGAAGAAAUUGAACCAAAGUACUGGGUCUGAUUUGGAGGGUUUUCCAGCGUGGAGGACGAAGCCUGAGGCCGUGAGGAUGAACUUUGAGAUCUUGGCUAAGGUUGACGGAGACAAAGUUGUGCCAGAAAAAGUGAUGCAGGUUAAUCCUGUUGUUGUGGAGGAUACUGUGGCACCAAAUGUGCUCAUGGGGAACAAGACCAUGUCAAAGACUCCUAUUGUUCACCCUCCACCCAACUACUUCACCUUGUAAUUUGUUGGAGGGCCUAAUUUUGUCCCAAGUUGAGAAAUGUGUAAAUAUCAUUUUUUUUCCCCCUUUUUUGUUUGUUUUAUAGAAAUCAGAAGAUGAAAGAAGCAGAAGUUGUAUGAAAAAAAAAAAAAAGUGAACGAAUUUAUAGAAAUCUAUUUUAAAGCCUA